Messenger RNA from Helobdella robusta, 1221 nucleotides. RefSeq lists its product as hypothetical. Lineage: Eukaryota; Metazoa; Annelida; Clitellata; Rhynchobdellida; Glossiphoniidae. The record is from RefSeq and is a predicted model, not a curated record. The coding region runs from base 1 to 1221 and encodes 406 amino acids. The transcript has 8 exons.
AUGGAACUGAAAGUUGGAAAUGAUGGUGUCAUCCGUGUAAUUGCUAACGUAUCUUACGUUGCUGAUGAAAUACCAAAGCCUAAACUAGGACUUCGUUUUACAAAUGAAAAUCAGUCGUAUGAAGAAAUGAAUUGCAUUUCUUGUUUGUCCCAUCACACAGAGUGUCACCUGGAAAUACGUUACCAUACCCAUGAACAGGUUCCCUCUGUUUACAGCAUUAUAUUUGACAAUGGUAAAAGAGAACUUUUUAAACAAGGAAAGUUAUUGUUGACUAAAGAAACAAAGCAUAGAUACUUGUCCAAAGGUGAACCAUUUUCGGAGAGUUGUGAGUCACCCCCAUCUUCUCCAAUACAAUGGUUUUUAUAUAGAACUCCGAUCACCCAGAACACUGCAGCUGCUGGGAAAAAUAACUAUAGCAUGAUAACUGGCAAUGCCAUCAGCAUUGAAAGUGUGGGCCCAAUUAAUGCUGGCACUUAUGUGUGCUCCUAUAAUCACAAUCCUCAUGUUAUCCUAAAAAAUAUUUCCCUCUCCAUUAUUGACAAGACUCGCAUUUCUUUUCAACCAACGCAUAAUAAUGUCACGUUGGAAAUGUGGAUAACUUACGCUGGGUCUGAUUCAUCACCACCUGCCUUGUUUCAAUGUGCUUUAAGUAAACGCUUGAUAACCAUGAACAACACACAAUGCAUCACCAGUGAAGUUGGAGAAGGAAAUUGUUAUUUGAAAUAUAUCACCGAUUUUGCUGCUAACAGAUGUUUCAUUGUUUUGGGAGAUUUUUAUUUUGAAGAAGAAUUUAAAACCGAUGUAAAAGAGGCAGAAAAUGGUUGUGUCAUAAAAAGAAGUAAAGGCAAACGAAAACAAAUUUCCAAACAGUGUCCAGACAUUAUCCAUGAUCCGGAAUCCACUUCUAAUGUAGACUACGUAGGAUCACCGCCAAAUCAAGUGUCUAAGGAUUCGUCAUUUUAUCGUAGGUCAAAAGACAUUUCACUGCCUAAAUUGGAGGCCGAAAGCUUAGAUUUGAAAGAAGAUACUAAAAUUGACACCAUUGGACAAUCAACAGUUGUAACCGCAAGGAACAGCGUAGCAAAUCAGAAUGAAAUCGGUAAUGAAGAAAUGUCUCCAUCAACUUAUCUUUCCUCAGUUUCUUGUGAAAAUAUAGAGAGGAAUUCUGAAGAGAUUGAGAGAUCCAGAAGCAACGAUGAGUUAUCAAAACUGAUGGUCUAG